AUGCAAUUGCAAAAUGCGCGUCUUGUUACUGUGCAAGCUGAGGCGUUGAUGUUUGCCCAUUUAAAUUGUUGCGAAACUUUUCUAUUUUAUCUUCACAAACGUGUGCAAUUAUUGACGUGCUAUUAUCAAAAUAACAUCAUAAUGGUGUUCGAACAUUUAGCCGUCUAUGUACUCAAUAAAUAUUUGGGAGAUUAUAUUGAGAAUUUAGAUUCAAAAAAGCUCAAAAUUGACUUAUGGGAUGAUGAUGUUGUUCUCAAAAAUUUGAAUUUAAAAUCAAACGCAUUCACAAUGAAUUCUGAAUGGGAACAAAUGGUAUCGAAAGAAGAAGCGCCGGUCAUAUACAAAGAAAAACUAGAAGGAGAUAUUGUCAAGAACGAACAGACAGCAUCAUCAGAUCAUAUGACUUACAUUCUUCGACCACUUAAUAUUCAAGCAAGAUCGAAAAUUGCUAAGACACCUCAUGAACAAGGUUAUGUACGAUCGGUAUUCGAUGCAAAAAUCGAUUUGGAACAAAUUAGUAUUAAUCUCAAUCGGAAUCAGUUUUAUACUUCAAUAAAAUUUCUUCCGAAUAUGUGUUCUAUUCCGAAGCAUAAAUCAAACGAUGCAGAAUUUUAUGGAGAAUUUUCUAGUAUAAUUGAAACCCCGACACAACCGGCCCCCUCACAAAUUAUAAUUUUCUAUCCAAAAACUGGUGUUCAAAUAAGCACAUGA
Molecule: messenger RNA, 711 nt
Organism: Didymodactylos carnosus
Lineage: Eukaryota; Metazoa; Rotifera; Eurotatoria; Philodinida; Philodinidae
Source: the annotation of a GenBank genome assembly